Molecule: messenger RNA, 1758 nt
Organism: Girardinichthys multiradiatus
Lineage: Eukaryota; Metazoa; Chordata; Actinopteri; Cyprinodontiformes; Goodeidae
Exons: 8
Coding region: 471-1415 (314 amino acids)
Source: RefSeq, a predicted model, not a curated record
CAUGAUGCCUUUUGUUCAGCUCACCAUUUUAUGACUUUGGAGAUUAGGUUAAUUAAAACCAAGAUACCUCACUGGCCAAUCUUAACGGAGCAAUGCAGGGGUUGGGUUAGAAAGCUUACACAAAUGUAUGAAUGAGUCAUAAAUACUAUGUUAUCCAACACAGUAAAGGGGACAAAGUCUCGCUCUUUAUGUGUUCAGAGUUACUAAACAGAGUCAUAAACAGAAGGCAGUUUAGGUGGUACCUUGUGUUUUUUAUCCAUUUAUGUUUUUACCUAAGAUGUGUGUGUUGACUCUGGUGUUGUAAGUUUCAAACACGUACACGUGUUCAUGAUCCCAACGUCAUAAAAGUCAUGCAAUUACACAACGGGUUUUUUGUUAAAAUGAAGUGAAGACCCUCACUUUGCACCAUUCUGUGGAGAGCAAUCAUCCAGGAGGACUUAGCUAAUAAGUGAUAGGUUGAAGCAUCAAGAAUGGCAAAACACAACAUUGGUCUUCUGAUUGCCAUGGCGGUGGCUCUGAUUAUCUUCAUCAUCACCAUGGUGUUCUCCGCUCUGGCAGCAGCAGGAAGCUCCCCAUUUUUGUACGACACCAGCAAUAUUUCUGCUCAGUUUGUCAUCCAGCUCACACCAUCAGGUUGGACCUUCACCAUCUGGACCAUCAUUUAUAUCUUUCUGGCUUUGGUGAUGGUGUACACCUUCUGUGGCAUCUUCAGAAAGAACGCUUAUGGUUAUGUCUACUGCAGCCCUGCUGUCCUACCGUAUGGCUUUUAUGCGUUUUGGUGCUUGAAUCUGGUCCUGAACGUCUCAUGGCUGUUCCUGUGGGACAGAAUGUUCAUGCCUGCCGCACUUGCUUUCCUCAUCCUAAUUGCACUGACUAACUACGCUGUGAUAUUCUUCUCCUGCUACGGUCUGAGCCAAUAUGGAGCCUGGCUCAACAAAUACCACAAAGUAGACCUGUGGCUCCAUCGAGUGUUGAUUCAGAAUGGGAUAUCCAUAUAUGCCACAUGGACAACCAUAGCAUCACUUGUUAACCUCACCAUUGUGUUAGUGUACGACGCCAACGUAUCCAACACAGAUGCUGCCACGAUUUCCCUUUCACUUUUGACUGCAGUUGUGGUUGCAUGGUUUUUCUUGGAAAACUUUGUCUUCGACAAACAUGUGAGGUUUAUUCUCACCAUCUACCCGGUUGUGAUUUGGGCACUGACGGGCGUCUUCACAGAAAACUACAACGCUGCUGAUCCCACUCGCAAUAACAUCUUCAUUGCUGCACUGUUGGGCGUCGCCUGCUUCCUGUUUGUCACACGGAUACUUCUGGUCACCUGGAGGCAAGUCAAAAACCCGCUCUACAAAGAUGUAAACCCUGACGACAUGUCACCGAUGGAGAUUGCAGAGAAGCAGAAAAAGAUGUUUAGAUGAACGUCUUGACUGAAUGUGUUUGUUUGAGGUCUUUAUUUUAUCACGGACUUUAUCCUGUGACCCUUGUGAAAUGUACCUGAAAAUUCUUUGCAUAUGUUCUCUAAGUUUAUGAUAGGUUUGUCCUUGAAAAGACUGCUGACUCGUGAUGAAGCCUUUAUGAACCCAUAUGAUAAACAGCCGUCAACAUGCUCUGAUGUCCCUGAUGGAUCAAAAAAACGUGUGUGCUGUUUUUAUCUUAAGACAUGUUUUGUCCUUUAAACUUAUUAAGUGUUGCCAUGUUAUUGUUUGCUUUUUGGAUUAAUUUGCUUUUCUAUUGUAAAAAAAUAAAGUUUGACUCAAUAUA